Messenger RNA from Salmo salar (Atlantic salmon), 3972 nucleotides. RefSeq names its product potassium voltage-gated channel subfamily B member 2-like. Lineage: Eukaryota; Metazoa; Chordata; Actinopteri; Salmoniformes; Salmonidae. Gene Ontology annotation, cellular component: membrane; voltage-gated potassium channel complex; dendrite. The record is from RefSeq and is a predicted model, not a curated record. Gene Ontology annotation, molecular function: delayed rectifier potassium channel activity. Gene Ontology annotation, biological process: potassium ion transmembrane transport; action potential.
UCCUUCCUCCAGAUCCUGGCCAUCCUGUCUAUCUUGUUCAUCAUUCUCUCCACUAUCGCCUUGUCCCUCAACACCCUGCCAGAGCUCCAGGUGCUAGAUGAGUUCGGCCAGGCCAACGACAACCCCCAGCUGGCCCAUGUAGAAGCCAUCUGUAUCGCCUGGUUUACCAUGGAGUACCUCCUCCGCUUCCUCUCCUCACCCAACAAAUGGAAGUUCUUCAAAGGUCCCCUGAACGUCAUUGACCUGCUGGCCAUCCUCCCUUAUUACGUCACCAUCUUCCUGACGGAAUCCAACAAGAGCGUUCUACAGUUCCAGAACGUCCGGCGUGUGGUGCAGAUAUUCCGGAUCAUGAGAAUAUUGAGGAUUCUGAAGCUGGCCAGGCAUUCAACAGGGCUGCAGUCUCUUGGCUUCACCCUGAGGCGGAGUUACAACGAGCUGGGCCUGCUCAUCCUCUUCCUGGCCAUGGGCAUUAUGAUCUUCUCCAGCCUCGUCUUCUUCGCCGAGAAGGACGAAGACGCCACCAAGUUCACCAGCAUCCCCGCCUCCUUCUGGUGGGCCACCAUCACCAUGACUACGGUGGGUUACGGUGACAUCUACCCUCAGACUCUGCUGGGUAAGAUAGUUGGGGGUCUCUGCUGUAUCGCCGGGGUGUUGGUCAUUGCUCUGCCCAUCCCCAUUAUCGUCAACAACUUCUCCGAGUUCUACAAGGAGCAGAAGAGGCAGGAGAAGGCCAUAAAGAGGCGGGAGGCUCUGGAGAGGGCCAAGAGGAACGGUAGUAUCGUCUCCAUGAACUUGAAGGACGCGUUCGCCCGGAGUAUGGAGCUGAUGGAUGUAGUCGUGGAGAAAGGAGGAGAGGACAACCACCUGUCUCCCAGCUGGGCCGGCACGCCCAGACACACCUCCUCCGACAUCAGCCUGAGGUUGUUGGAUAAGAAGUACCCCGAGUCCGUCCUCCUGGGGUCCACCCACCGCAUCACCAUCACCACCAGCGGUAGCCCCGAGCGGAGGCCCCUCAGUAGCUUUCAGUAUAGAGGCCGUAUCCCAGAAUUCAGAGGCAGUACCUCUCAGCUUCUUAACGCUCAGAACCUAGAGAUCAUGUUCAACCAGCUGACCAAGUCUCAGUCCUUUACAAACCUCAACACUUCCUGCUCCAUGAGCACUAUGAGCACCUCCGCCACCACGGCAACCUCGGUAUCUUCGCGGCAACAGCACCCAGGGUCCCCGCCCUCCCCGGCCCGGCCCCCACAGGAAAUGGAGCUGGAGAGGCAGGAAGUCCCAUCCUCUUCCUCGACAGAGCCCCUACUGAAGGAAAGCGAAGCAGUACGCAGCCUGUCGAGCAUGGACAGCUUCGCCAGCUGCAGGGCUGAGUUCGGGGAGGGCUCUGGAUACGGAAGAAAGUUCCCUCCGUCUCUAGACCUCCUCCCAGAAUCGAGGGUCAACGAUGUCCAAAGCCUCCAGGACGCUGCCUCCCUCAAAGACAGCAUGUAUGAGUUUGUCCCCUACAACCAAGAUGGCGGCACACAGUUCCCGAGAGACGACGUGGAGAACAUCCAUAGCACCCUGAGAGACGGCAUCAACCCUGUCGUCAAGGGGACCAGAGAGCUAAAGGUCAACUUCAUCAAGGGCCCACCCACCGAGCCCCCCCUGACACCACCCAGCACCACCUCUCCCCAUGACAUCAGCUUCAGCUUCCUGGAGAAUGAAUCCCCAGAGAGGGAGACCUCGCUGCUCCUCCCCAGCACAAAGGCCGUCAUCCUGGGCACAGAAGACGAGACCAGCCCCCUGUCCCGCGAGAGGCUGGUGGUGGACACCCCGCCAGGGGAUGAGGACUCCCCGGACCAGGGUCUCGGGUGUCAAGGUUCGUCCAACGAGGAGAGGAAUCAGAUGGAAGCGGCGGGAACGGCAGGGGGGGCACCGGCUGGGAACUGCACCCAGGAUGUGGUGGUGGUUGUGGGAGGAGGGGCAGGUGGGGAGGGCAAGGUCGACAGCAACCAAAGUGGACACAACAAAUCAGAGAACCACAUGUUUACACCAGAGAUUCACCUGAUGCCCGGGGACGGCAGUAUGUCCCCGACCUGCGAAACCAGCAUGUAAUCCACUGGAACUACAUUUAAUUAACCUAACCUUGACCUGCUGAAAAAGACGAAGAAGAAUGAGGAGAUAUUGGAGAAGUGAGAUGAGAGGAAAAAGGGAACACAGAUAGUGAAAUGGUGGUAGAGAUAUUUGCAUGGCAUGACAAGUCCCUUUUAUACGUGUGUUGUGUAUUGCUGAAAACAGACACUGCAGCGGUUUACUGCUGAAACAGACACUGCAAUACUUAUGCAGAACUAGGAGGAGGAGACAGGGAGGAGAAAACUGUGGGGCUCAAAACGAGAACCUCAUAUGGACAGAGAUAAUUUAUCCAAGUAUGAGGACAUUUUUGAUCCUGAUGUAUAUUUCAACCGUGUUCCUUUUUAUUCUAGCAACAGUGCAAAAUGCACAGAGGGAUUCAUCUUUAAAAAGCAUGCAUUUAAAAAAAAAAAAUACAUAUGAAGUACUUGGCUGAAAGCGCUCCACUGUACAUAUUAUGACAACAAAGGCAAUGCACAGGAGAAGAGACAGAAGAAAUCCAUGUUUGCCAAAAGGUACAAAUAUUUCCAAUGUGAGGAGAAUGGUGGUAAAUACAUUGACAGACCUCAGACAGAGUGUGUAUCCCAAAUGGCACCCUUUACCUUAAACUGUAUAGUGCACAACUCUUUCCCUAUAUAGAGUAGUGCACUAUAUAUGGAAUAGGAGAUGCCAUUUGGGAUGUCGCCAGAGUGUUGCAACGUAGCGACCUAUGACAAACAUAUCACAAACUUACGUGGAAAUGCAAUGUGUAGAAAAAACACGACAACCAUCUCAUGUUUUUGGCAUUAAUGAUGAGAUUUAUGUAUGAACUUUAAUGUCAUUAACAUUAUUGUUUUAAGUUUUCAUUACAAUUGGUUUUGUCAUUAUUAAAAGACCAUAGGCUAAAUGACCAGAAUGUUAUUAUUUCUGUUAGAAAGAAGGAUGGGACGAAAAAAAAUAAAAACCUUUUCUUCCUCUCGAGUACACAACUAUAAGUUGCCUAAAUCUGUAGUUAGUGAGGACAACUGGCAAAUGUUUCAGCUACUAGCCUAAACAUAAUAAAUAAACAUAUUUAUAGCAGCAAGCAACAUAGGUUUAUAGAAAGAAUAAAAUCAUUAGAGUGGUUGAAAUACAACACUAUACCCAUUUUCCACUUCUUGAUUCCAUCAACAACAAAAAAAAUCACACUAAUAAUAAUAAUAUGUACUUCUGAAUGUAGCUUUUACGGAUUUAAAUUCUCUAAAUACAGUAAAAGUAGGCCUACGGUUAAAAGUUAGUUACAAUAAUUCUAGAGGCAUUCUAUUCGGGCAGUGGGCAGGUUACAACUUAAUAACAAGUUAUUUAUCGACCUGAUAGAUAUUAUAGUCAUUGAUUCUUGCAUAUGCUACCGUAGCUCUUCCUUUAAUGUUAACAAUGGUGCAUCCCAAGUAACACCUUGUUUCCUUAUGUAAGGGCACUACUUUUGACCAGAGUCCAAUGGGUACAAGUAAUACUAUAAUGAUGGUGUUCUGGUCAUAAAGUAGUGCGUUAUCUAAGGAAAGGAGGGGUACUACCGUGUUGGAAGCAACUCAUAAUAGAACAUCACAGAGAAAAACGUACAGAAUAUUUUGAGCUUUUAUCUAUCAAUCUAUCAGUGUAUCCAAGCUGAUCAAUAAUGUUAUCAGUAAAUGUGUGCUUUUAUUUUCCCUCGUGGUUGGUUGGUCUGUAGUGUCAUCAUAACUGGUUGGUCUGUAGUGUCAUCAUAACUGGUUGGUCUGUAGUGUCAUCAUAACUGGUUGGUCUGUAGUGUCAUCAUAACUGGUUGGUCUGUAGUGUUAUCAUAACUGGUUGGUCUGUAGUGUCAUCAUAACUGGUUGGUCUGUAGUGUCAUCAUAACUGGUUGGU